Molecule: messenger RNA, 26355 nt
Organism: Coregonus sp. 'balchen'
Lineage: Eukaryota; Metazoa; Chordata; Actinopteri; Salmoniformes; Salmonidae
Source: the annotation of a GenBank genome assembly
GGGUCAGCGCUGUCCUCGCGGAACAACGACUCUAGUGGUUUCCACUAGAUAGUACAGCCACAAAGUCAAAAUCGGCUAUAUCGUACAAAGUCAUAAAAGCAAAAAUGUGCUUUUUUGUCCUCGCGGAACAACGAUUCUAGUGGUUUCCACUAUAUAGCACAGCCACAAAGUCAAAAUCGGCUAUAUGGUAAAAAGUAAUGAAAGCAAACAUUUGCUUUUUGGUCUUAAUGUAAGGUUAGGCAUAAGGCUAGCCGUGUGGUUAAGGUCAGGUUUAAAUCAAAUUUAAAUAAGAUGCAUUGUAGAUAUAGGCGGGGUUUAUGACUUUGUGUCUGUGGUAACUACUGACGACCGACUCGAGUGGAUCCAAUGAGAUCACGCCGCGUUCUGGGCCCUAUGGCGAGAACAAGCCGGUGAUAGCAGGGGGAAAAUAUCAAGAAACCUUUAUUAGUGUGGCUACGAAGAGGUUUCCAGUCAAUAGAUCAAGCCAACAGUAAGAAGCAUACACCUAAAUAAUACGAGAUAGACCGUUUUAGCUUUCUGCAAGUAAAGGCGUGCUCUUUCAUUUUGUUGAUAUUUUUGUUUAAGCCAGCCUGCUUCAAAAAACUGAACUGCUGCUGGCUGGAGUGGAGAAGGUAAGGUUCUGGUCUGUCAGGUCAGUCAUCAAGGUGCCUAGUUAGCUAGUUAAGUAAUUGUUUUUCCAUUAUAUUCUAUCUAAUUACUUGCAAAUGCGGUUGCUCAUUGGUCCAUUGAAGCAGUCGUAGCUACCCGUUAUUUGCUAACAUAGCCUCAUUUCAAAUGAAAUGGUUGAGGGAUUUUAAAGGUGUGUUCUAGCUAGCUGUGUUUCUAAAAAGCAUUAUUUGUAUUGUAACUAGCUAACGUUACCUAACUAGUAGACGGAACCCGUUUCCAGAACCCAAGACUGCUUUUUGUUUUUCAAUGAAUGGUCAAGGCAUCACCUGCGCUGGGCGUCCAUAUCAUUCAUACUGUACGCCAGUGCUCCAUGAUGGGGCUAGAAGUUUCUACGUUCGUGUAUUUGAAUAUGAACAACUGCAUGCUAUAUAGCCAUUAGUUUGCUGUUUGACACUUGAAAUAGACAUUAACUAGCCUAUAUAUCCUUCAUUUCGUAAAACGUGCCCUAGUCCGUAGUUAGAAAAAGUAUUGCCUCACGUUGUCAUCAUGCUUCCUGACUUACAUUUUAGUCAUUUAGCAGACGCUCUUAUCCAGAGCGACUUAGUUAGUGAGUGCAUACAUUUUCAUACUGGCCCCCCGUGAGAAUCGAACCCACAACCCUGGCGUUGCAAGCGCCAUGCUCUACCAACUGAGCUACACGGGACUUGCCAUCAGCACUUCAAUUAACAGUCACAGAACUAAUCUAUUCUCAGGCUAAUUAGAUGGAUUGCACGUUCAAGAUCAAAGGGCAUGAGUCAUGAAACAUCCAGUUACCUGAAUACCCCUGGACAGUGAAGGUGGCAUAUUGUCCCCACCUAGAGUUUGGAACUGUGACGUCUAAAGAACCCUUAUGAGGUGCUGAAGAGUAAUGGCAGAGCAUUAUCUAAAUAUUCAAGUGGACUUCCCACUUCUGCACUGGUAUGAAAAUAGUUUCAUAUAGGUGAAAUCAAUAUGGUGUAUGACCACCAGGCAUUUGCUUUCACCUCUCCUCCUGUUCGACAGUGCAGGUGAAGGAAUGGACACACAAGGACAGGAGGCAUCUUUGAGAUGACCGUGUUACCUUACUUACUGCUCUAGAGCAGUGGUUCCCAAACUGGGGUGGCAGGAAUUUUUUGGAACUCAAUCCGGCUUUCAAAUUGUAAUAGUAGAAGGCACAAGGUGCAAUUUUGAAAUUGUGUAGUGCAUCGGGAUGUUCCCCAAUUCUGGAAGGGGGGCCUGAGUGAAAAACUUUGGGAACCCCUGCUCUAGAGCAGCGUUUCCCAAAAUCAUUCCAAAUGGAUAUUUGAUCCCCGAAGAAGACUUUUAAAACAAAUGACAACAUUUGUAGCAAGUGGCUUUGUACAGGAUGCAAAAACAGUAUAGGAGAAUGUAUCUCAAAAUAAUGAACCAAUUAUUUCUUAAGCACACUUACCAUGUCACCAGGAAGGCUGCUGUUAGCAUUUGAAAAUCUAUGUUUUUGUUCUGUUUUGUGUGUACAGGUCACCAUGAGGAGGAAGCUGACAUUAUGGGCUCUCUUCUGCCUUGUCCUGGCACUGCUGCCUUCACAAACGGGUACUAACACUACACAUGGUUAUUCCAUCCAAGACACCUGCCCGCAUCAAGCACCGGCAGAUUCACCUAACACCAAAUUCAAAUUUCAACGUAAAUCUGAAUGCCUCCAUUUUGAGUGUGUGAAGAGAAUGGACACAUGCAGAGAAUAUAGUUAAUCACAUCACAAUAUGAUGCAUUGUCCAUAUUUGUACCUAUUUACACACAUUAAUUUACUGAUGCACGGGUGAACAUUGAUUUAAGUUCAAUGUCAACUGAUGCAAAGGACUUGUCAAAUGUUUUGAUAUUAAUCACUCACAUUGCCACCAUACCACUGUAGUCAGUGAGAAAUCGUUGAGGCUAAUCACCUUUAGUAUUGUCUCACUUAAAAUGUGUAAUCAUCAUUUUGUUAUUACAAAAGUACAGGUAAUGGAAUAAUCAUACCCAUUAUUCUGUCCAUAAAGCCUCUGUUGCAGUCAUGUCAGUUGACCUGGGCAGUGAGUGGAUGAAAGUAGCGAUAGUAAAACCUGGCGUGCCAAUGGAGAUUGCUCUAAACAAGUGAGUAUUGCCAUUUUCAUUGUCUCUAACCAUGACAUCACAAUGGGUUUAGGACUUUGUGCUUUUAGAUGGAAAUCCCUAUUCUGUUUCAUGUUUGUUUGAUAUGUGUUCAUAACUGUUAAUAUCCAUACUCAUCGCUAAUGUUUGAGUAAGCUAGCUGUUGUUCUUUAGUGUUUACAAUGUAUGUUAACAUGGAAAUACCUAAAUGGGCCUGUGCCAAGUGUGCUGAAUGGUGAAUGAAAAUUGGGUAACUGAACAUUUGUGGGAGAGAACUAAGGGUCAGGUCAUGAUAAAGAUGAUUUAAAAAAUGCAUUCUCAAAGCUUUAACAUGUUUCAAUAGUCUGUCUUUUCCUUCUUUGUGUGGCACAGGGAGUCCAGGAGGAAAACGCCAAUAGCUGUGUGUUUAAAAGAAAAUGAGAGACUUUUUGGAGACAGUGCAUUGGGAGUGGUAAGACACUUUGUCGUAGGUAACCUACCAGGUCACACAUUUUAAAAUGUCUGUAUCAUACAGUUAGUACUCUGUACUCCCCCAUGGGAAUCAAUAAAGUUAAUUAAUUCAUAUCUACACUGACAUGGAUUUUGAUUUUUUUCUCCCACAGUCUGUGAAGAACCCCAAAUUUGUCUAUAGGCAUCUUCAGAGCCUCCUUGGCAAGAAACAUGACAACCCACAGGUGGCGGUCUAUCAGAAACGCUUCCCCGAGCACCAUCUGGGGAAAGAUGAGAGUCGGGGCACAGUUCUCUUUAGCAACUCAGAGUAAGUCAUAUCUGAUUUCCUCUCAUUGGUUCCCUUUUCCUUUGUUUAGCAGUAGGUGAUUGAGCCAAGUGAUUCGUUGUUGAAGUACUGUUGAAGAGUACUAAUAAUACUGAAGUCUAUGGGCUAUUACCGAUGAGGGGCAAAAUGCUGACCCAUGAACUUAUUGGUUCAGUGUACGACGUUCCUUUGCAUACUGCCCAAAUGGAACAUUUUAAACAGCCUGUGACAAUGUCAUUGAUCCACUAUGUCCUAUGCUGUAGUUGUGGAUAAGAGUGAUUGGUUCUAAUGUCUGCUCUGUUUUCCUGCAGAGAAAUGCAGUACUCUCCAGAGGAGCUCCUGGGCAUGGUUUUGAACUAUUCACGUGGACUGGCUCAGGACUUUGCAGGUUUGUCUGUUCAAUAGUAGAAUGGGGGAAAGGUUGGCAUUUUUCAACAUUUUGUGUUAUACAAUUAUUUUGAUGUCCCCUUUACGGAAUGUAUUUUACUCUCGCUUACAGAGCAGCCCAUCAAAGAUGCAGUGAUCACCGUCCCGGCCUUUUUCAAUCAGGCAGAGCGCAGAGCAGUCCUGCAGGCCGCACAGAUGGCAGGUGUUAAAGUCCUUCAGCUCAUCAACGACAACACGGCGGUGGCGCUCAACUACGGCGUCUUCAGGAGAAAAGACAUCAACAGCACAGCUCAGGUGCACUAACUAGGCUGCUUUUACAUUUGUGUUUUUUAUUUAACUAGGUUGGUCAAUUGAGAAUCAACUAGUAAGUUGCUUUGUGUAACCCUAGUCUUAUAUUCCUCUUGCCUGUUGUCUCGCUCUACAGAACAUUAUGUUCUAUGACAUGGGUUCAGGCAGCACAACAGCAACCAUCGUCACGUACCAGACGGUCAAGACCAAAGAGUCGGGUACCCAGCCACAGCUCCAGAUACGAGGAGUGGGGUGAGACAAAAGGACCUGUAUACCCACAUUUACACACACACACACACACUGCAACACAGGAUGUUGGGGAAAGCACACACCUUGACCUCUGCACUGAUCAAUAUGAAAUAAAUACUGGUUUUGUUUUCAUUCCAUAUACAUUUUUUGUAAUUUAGCAGACGCUCUUAUCCAGAGCGAUUUACAGUUAGUGAGUGCAUACAUUUUUCAUACUGGCCCCCCGUGGGAAUCGAACCCACAACCCUGGCGUUGCAAGCGCCAUGCUCUACCAGCUGAGCUACAGGAGGCCCUAUAUACAGUGAGCUACAAAGGUAUUGGGUUAGUGACACAAUUUGUUGAUGUUUUGGCUCUGUACUCCAGCACUUUGGAUUUGAAACGAUAGAAUGACUGAGGUUAAAGUGCAGCCUGUCAGCUUUAAUUUGAGGGUAUUUUCAUCCAUAUCGGGUGAACUGAACUUUUUGUACAUAGUCCCCCCCAUUUUAGGGGACCGACGGUAUUGGUACAAAUUCAGUUACAGUGCCUUCGGAAAAUAUUCAGACCCCUUGACUUUUUCCUUACUUUACAGCCUUAUUCUAAAAUGUAUUCAAUAAAACAUUUUCCUCAUCAAUCUACACACAAUACCCCAUAAUCACAAAGUGAAAACAGGUUUUUAGAAAUGUACUUACUUACAUAAGUAUUCAGUCCCUUUGCUAUGAGACUUGAAAUUGAGCUCAGGUGCGUCCUGUUUCCAUUGAUCAUCCUUGAUGUUUCUACAACUUGAUUGGAGUACACCUGUGGUAAAUUCAAUUGAUUGGACAUGAUUUGGAAAGGCACACACCUGUCUAUAUAAGGUCCCACAGUUGACAUUGCAUGUCAGAGAAAAAACCAAGCCAUGAGGUCGAAGGAAAUGUCUGUAGAGCUCCGAGACAGGAUUGUGUUGAGGCACAGAUCUGGGAAAGGGUAGCAAAACAUUUCUGUAGCCUUGAAGGUCCCCAAGAACACACUGGCCUCCAUCAUUCUUAAAUAAUAGAAGUUUGGAACCACCAAGACUCUUCCUAGAGUUGGCUGCCUGGCCAAACUAAGCAAUCGGGGGAGAAGGGCCUUGGUCAGGGAGGUGACCAAAACCCAAUGGUCACUCUGACAGAGCUCCAGAGUUCCUCUGUGGAGAUGGAAGAACCUUUCAGAAGGACAACUAUCAGUGCAGCACUCCACUAAUCAGGCCUUUAUGGUAGAGUGGCCAGACGGAAGCCACUCCUCAGUAAAAGACACAUGACAGCCUGCUUGGAGUUUGCCAAAAGGCACCUAAAGACUCUUAGACCAUGAGAAACAAGAUUGAACUCUUUGGCCUGAAUGCCAAGCGUCACGUUUGGAGGAAAGCUGGCACCAUCCCUACGGUGAAGCAUGGUGGUGGCAGCGUCAUGCUGUGGGGAUGUUUUUCAGCAGCAGGGACUGGGAGACUAGUCAGGAUCGAGGGAAAGAUGAACGGCGCAAAAGUACAGAGAUCCUUGAUGAAAACCAGCUCAGGACCUCAGACUGGGGUGAAGGUUCACCUUCCAACAGGACCACAACCGUAAGCACACAGCCAAGACCACGCAAUAGUGGCUUCGGGACAUGUCUCUGAAUGUCCUUGAGCGGCCCAAGCUUAUGACUACAAAUUUGUUGGAUGCAUUUGCUGUUUAGGUUGUUUCAGAUUAUUUUGUGCCCAAUAGAAAUGAAUGGUAAAUAAUGUAUUGUCAUUUUAUUGUAAAUAUGUAUAGAAUGUUUCUAAACACUUCUACAUUCAUGUGGAUGAUACCAUGAUUACGGAUAAUCCUGACUGAGUCGUGAGAAAGUUACAAUUACAAAAAUAUUAUACCCCCCCAAAAUAUACGUAUAAGUGAAUUUGUCCCAAUACUUUUGGUCCCCUAAUAAUAUGGCGGGGGGGGACUAUGUACAAAUAGUGCAAUCAUCUCUAAACGGUUCACCCAAUAUGGAUGAAAAUACCCUCACAUUAAAGCUGACAGUCUGCAACUUAACCUCAGUCAUUGUAUCAUUUCAAAUCCAAAGUGCUGGAGUACAGAGCCAAAACAACACUGGGUCACUGUCCCAAUACUUAUGGUGGAGCUAUUACAAGCACAUUUCUCAAAAAUGUUCCUGACCUAACGGAUGUUUUCCAUCUCUGGCAAGGUUUGACCGCUCUCUGGGAGGCUUUGAGAUGGAGCUGCGGCUGCAGGACCACCUGGCCAAGCUGUUCAACAAGCAGAAGAAGACCAAGAAGGAUGUGAGGGAGAACCACCGUGCCAUGGCCAAGCUUCUCAAGGAGGCCCAAAGACUCAAGACUGUGCUGAGCGCUAACGCCGAAUUCAUGGCACAGGUAACGGGACCUUCGCUGACCCCUUUUAUUUAUUUUGUAUCUUUCACACCUGUCUUACAUCAUUCCCCUUACCUUUGCUGCAGUUGAGUAGUUGCCCGGCUACUCCUAUGUCACCCAUUGUGUUCUACUGUAGAUGAGUAACCUUGUAAAAUAAUUACACAGGUGAAGCCAUCACAUUGCUUCUUUAUCCUUCCAUUCCCUGUCACUUCCCGUCUUACACCGUUCUGCACAUUUAGAGAAAUAUGGUAUUUUUUGGUAACGUCUCUUAUGUAAUGGUGGUGUUCGGUGUCGGGUGUGUAGUAUUGUUAGACCUGAAAGUAAGCACCCAUUCAAUUGGGGAAACGUAUGUUUAUUGCUGCACUAACUCUAUGCUGCACUGUCAGUGUUACUGUCACCCAUAGUGUUCUACUGUAGAUGUGUAAUACUGUACAUGUAAACCAAAUAUACUCUCGCUUUGUUGUUCAGGUGGAAGGGCUGCUGGAUGACAUGGACUUCAAGGCCAAGGUGACCCGUGUGGAGUUUGAGGCCCUGUGUGCUGACCUGUUUGAGAGAGUGCCUGGCCCCGUACAGGAGGCCCUCAGCUCUGCAGAGAUUACCCUGGUGAGUCACCACAGCUUGUGUGUAUUCAUUAGGCACCAAAUGGACUGAAACAGGAAGGGAUUCCCUGGAUUUGUCCAAUAAGGAAAGUUCAUUUUCAAUUUCCGUUGCAAAACGUAAAACAUUUUCCAUUGUGUGCCCUAACGAACAUGACACUUGUUUCUCAAUUGAUCUUUUAGUUAAUCAAUCACUAACUUUAUUUUACAUCUUGGGGGAAACUUGCACAAACAACGACGCAGACAAAAGCAUCAAUUGACCCACAAAAAGACAAAGGAAAAUAGCAGUAUCAAAAAGAUCACACUGUAACUUCACAAGACCUGAUCUGUGGAAUGGCUAUGCUCCUUAGGAUAAAGUCUUCUCUUAACAUCCUAUCACAGUUGCGUAGUAGAAUCAAAAACUGAAGUAGAAUAGUUGAUGCCUGAGGUCUAUGGGAACGAAACGUUGCACUUUGAUGUAGGUUUGAUAUUAAAUAUCCUUUAUCGUGUUCAUGGCACAGUAUCUUAACCCAUAAGAGUCUAAGCCGGGGGAGAUGGAGUUCUACUAACUAAAUGAAAUUAUUUUAAGAAGGUCAUACCAAGGAUCAUUUUAAUUUUGAAUUUAAGACCCCUUGAAGUAUCAAAAAAACUAUAAAGAAACAAUAUUUGAUUAAGAAAAACAUGUUUUGGCCUUGCUGCUAUUAGACCAUACAAACACAUUGAAUAACAGAUUCAAUAAAUGGAACAACAGAUAGUCCCCCCCCCCCCAAAAAAAAAAAAAAAAAAAUCUAAAGGAGAGAGAUAAGACACAACAGGAAACACAAUUAUUUGGGGGACAUAUUUAACCCCUUAAUUUUGGCACUAAACCAUAUAUACUUCCAUUAAUUAAACUGGUACCGGGGGACCUUCAACUAGUCUUGUGAGGCCUGUGGGCGUCCUAGAGCAAAACAACCGACAUGUUCGUGAGAGUCUCACCUUUGCACAGAGGGUUGAUAUUAGUGUGUGUAGCCCAAACUGUUUAGACGCUACAGACAGAACUUCAGAUCGGCUGUAUCGACUUCAGACAAGUCCCAAGAUGCUUGUGGGGGUUGUAGAGCAAAACGUAGAGUCUCAUCUUUCCAUAGAGGGGUCAUAAUAUACUGAACAAAAAUAUAAACGCAACAAUUUUAAAGGGUUUACUGAGUUACAGUUCAUAUAAGGAAAUCAGUCAAUUGAAAUAAGUGUGUUAGGCCCUAAUCUAUGGAUUUCACAUGACUGGGAAUACAGAUAUGCAUCUGUUGGUCACAGAUACUGUAAAAAAAAGAAAAAGGGUAUGACUGGUUUUCUGAUCCAUGCCCUGGUGUGACCACCAUUCGCCUCAUGCAGUGCGACGCAUAUCCUUCGCGUAGAGUUGGUCAGGCUGUUGAUUGUGGCCUGUGGAAUAUUGUCCCACUCCUCUUCAAUGGCUGUGCGUAGUUACUGGAUAUUGGCGGGAACUGAAACAUGCUGUCGUACAAGUCGACGCAGAGCAUCCCAAACAUGCAGUCCAUGGAAGGACAGUAUGCAGGCCACUGAAGAACUAGGGAAUGUUCAGCUUCCAGGAAUUGUGUACAGAUCGUUGCGACAUGGGGCCGUGCAUUAUGCUGAAACAUGAGGUGAUGGCGGCGGAUGACUGGCACGACAAUGGGCCUCAGGAUCUCAUCACGGUAUCUGUGCAUUAAAAUUGCCAUCGAUAAAAUGCAAUUGUGUUCAUUGUCCGUAGAUUAUGCCUGCCCAUACCAUAACCCCACCACCACCAUCGGGCACUCUGCUCACAAUGUUGACAUCAGCAAACCGCUCGCCCACACAACGCCGUACACAUGGUCUGCGGUUGUGAGGCCGGUUGGACGUACUGCUAAAUUCUCUAAUUACAGACAGAAAUACUCCUCUGUUUCAUCUGCUAUCUGGGUGACUUGUCUCAGAUCCCGCAGGUAAAGAAGCCGGAUGUGGAGGUCCUGGGCUGGCAUGGGUACACGUGGUCGGCAGUUGUCAGGCAGGUUGGAUGUACUGCCAAAUUCUCUAAAAUGAACAUUCAAUUCUCUGGCAACAGCUCUGGUGGACAUUCCUGCAGUCAGCAUGCCAAUUGCAUGCUCCCUCAACUUGAGACAUCUGUGGCAUUGUGUUGUGUGACAAAACUGCACAUUUAUAUAGUGGCCUUUUUAUUGUUCCCAGCACAAGGUGCCCCUGUGUAAUGAUCAUGCUGUUUAAUCAGCUUCUUGAUAUGCCACACCUGUCAGUUGGAUGGAUUAUCUUGGCAAAGGAAAAAUACUCUUAACAAAUUUGUGCACAAAAUUGUGAGAAAUAAGCUUUUUGUGCAUAUGGAACAUUUCUGGGAUCUUUUAUUUCAGCUCAUGAAACAUGGGACCAACACUUUACGUGUUGCGUUUAUAAUUUUUGUUCAGUGUAGUUUGUAGGCCAACCCGUUCAGACGAUUUUGUGAGAAGACCGAUUUUUCAGGAUGUCUCAUGGUCUGACAAACACCGCUCUAGCUCUGUUACCUUUCACCGCAGAUGUGGAAGUGUGACAUAGGUGGAUGUGGUGGAUUGAGACCCAUCCAAAAACAUAUCUCUAGCUUAAACUGACAGAUUGUUAUGGGGAUUGUUGUAUUCUGCUAAUUACAUUUCUGCGAGGGCAUGGACAUCGACCUUAGGGGGUUAACUCUUGACAUGUUUCGGCAUGUCAAGCCUUCUGUUUGUUUAUUUGCAAAUACUGUAAGGAUAUCUUCCAACAUUGUCUUCCAACAGGACGAGAUCGAGCAGGUGAUCCUUGUGGGUGGCUCCACCCGAGUGCCUAAGGUGCAGGAAGUGCUGCUCAAAGCCGUUGGGAAGUAAGUAUGUCAACAGUUUCACUCAACACUGUCAAUACCUGGGGCUCUACACUACAGGAAAAACAAACAUGAGGGACAUGUAACUCACAAGUUGGCAAAGCUCCACCUGGGAUGAAAAGGCUUAAAAGGCUAUUCAGAUCCCAAAUCUAACUUUCAAGAAGAGUUCACGUUCUUAGGCGUACACCAUUUGUUGUGUAGAUCCAGCUAGAUAUGCCUUAAUUGCAAAUGAAUAUGAAAAUGUUUAUUUUCUUAUCUAUUUGGAGUUGAGGCCAAUGUUCCCUCAAAAAAAUGUCUCGCCACUGAGCAGAUUUCAGGUCUGCUGGCUGUAAACUUGAACGUUGUGAAAAGUCUGUGGAACUUUCGGCUGUACCCGUUUUAAGUUAGUUUUAACAGUGGCCAAGUAGGCUACUGUGGCUAUUUGAUCAUAAUGUAGUAGGCCUACCAGAGUGGCCUACCAUCAAAAACAAUUGCGAAAAUGCAUCCCAUAACAUUUAAACAUGGAAAUAGCUGUUCUAUCGUUCCGCCAGUAGCAGCCAAUGUGUGGUGUUCAAUGUAGGCCUACAUUCCAUGAGACUUUUGGAAAAAAAACAUGCAGGGCUUGACAUUAACCUGUUUAUGUAGUUGUCCUUCAGACAAGGAGGUGACUGAAAAAUGUUGUUGUGGUGUUUGAUAUAAGAAACCACUUUACAAAAUACAAUGUAUUAUUGUUCCCAUACCAUUAUUAUAGAGAAUCAGACAAAUUAUGCUACCAUCUGCCUAUUGCCUACGUAGCUUAUUCAAGCUUCUCUCAAAAUACAACUCUGCCCCUUUUAAGACAAAAAAAAGCUCUUUACCUGACUCGCUUCUCAAAGAUGUCUAGAAAUGUACACGUUUUAUGCUCUUGUAGGAACCAAUCACUCCCCCAUUGCUGACUAGAAAUUAGCUAUAACUGGGCUAAUAACUCACUAACUAGCAAAGGAUAUGAACAAAAUGUGCACACGUGGCUACAUGCAGCACUUGCAUUGAUCUCAAAACAAGCACAUCUACUCAUGUCCACAGCUGUAAACACAGUCCAGUUCAAAGUAAUGGCACAGAUCCAUAUAUGGCAAUGGUCGAUUUGCAUAUAGGCCUACUGCAGCUUUGAUUGGUUAUGCCGCACCGCUCUGUGUAGAGUACGGGCUGAGUAUGCGCAAUAGAAUCCUACUCCGACGCGUUCUGCUUACAGCAAAAAAAGGGAAACGUUGAUAGUGUUAACUAAGAGGGAAAACUCUAGAAAGUUGAGAGAAGUUCAAUCUCGUGCUCCUCUCCGUGGCCUGAUAUUUCUUCUGCGUGGCAGUCUCGGGCUGUCCGCAGCUUAGAGGGAACAUUGGUUGAGGCAUGUAGUUCGAUAUACAAACCAUUUGACUGCUUUUGAGGUCUGAAAAAGUCUCUGGCCAACCUUGUUCUUGGAGUGAAAUAUCACUUUGACCUGACUGACUGUGUGUGUAGAGAGGAGCUAGGGAAGAACAUCAACGCAGACGAGGCUGCAGCCAUGGGUGCCGUGUACCAGGCCGCUGCCCUCAGCAAGGCCUUCAAAGUCAAACCCUUCCUGGUCAGAGAGGCAGCUAUUUUCCCGAUCCAGGUAACACAUCCCACUCUUAACAUUGAAACCCACCCCUUUUUAAAAAACCACAUCCAAAAUGAAUGGAAAAGCUAAGCACCACAAAACUGGAUAUCAUAUGGUGCUCCAGGUGGAGUUCACAAGGGAGAUGGAGGAGGAGGAUGGCUCCAGGAGCCUGAAGCACAACAAGCGUAUCCUGUUCCAGAGGAUGGCCCCCUACCCCCAGCGCAAGGUAAUCACCUUCAACCGCUACACUGACGACUUUGCCUUCUACAUCAACUACGGAGAUCUCAGCUUCCUGGGCCAGGAAGACCUCAGGUGAGCACCUCUCCAAUAAAGUUGGGUUUAAUAGGUAGGAAUUUAGGGCCAGCUUCCUGGACACAGAUUAAGCCUAGGACUAAAAACCAUGCUCAAUGGGGAAUAUUUUUUUUUUUGCCCAAGACUUGAUUUAAUCUGUGUCCAGGAAAUCGGCCCAUAGAUUUACCCCACUCUGUGAGCCAAUGCGGUCAAACAGCAAGGUCUGAAAAUGUUUUAUGUAGACAGCCUGGAAAAUUAAGGAUAUACUAUAGCAGCAUUAGUUUGUCAGUGGCUAUAGUCCUAAUAGAAUUUGCCUAAGGGGACAAAUAAAGCAGAUUGAAUUGUAAUGGAAGUGACAAACAGCCCAAACUUACCUGUUAUGUUGCAUUAACAUUCAGUUAUCAUCAGAUGAGUUCACUUGGGGGGAGGGGGUCUGAUUUUUUUAUUUUAAUAUAUUUUUUGUCUGUCUUUUCUUUCUUCCACCAGUGUGUUUGGCUCUCUCAACCUGACCACAGUGCAGCUGUCUGGGGUGGGCAGCAGCUUCAAGAAGCACACAGAUGCUGAGUCCAAGGGCAUCAAGGCCCACUUCAACAUGGACGAGAGUGGCGUGCUCCUCCUGGACCGGGUCAGCACCAUAGAAUUACUUAUCGAAUGGGAAUUAUAUGCAUCAGUGCAACCCUCUAAUGCUUAUGGCACUCCUUUCUGGAAGUACAAAUAAACCUCAAAUACAAAACGCAUCAGGCAUUUUACAUUUUCAAGAUGGUUGCAAAAUACAUCAAAAUAAUAUUUUAUAUUUACAUUAAGGGUUUGAUGCAUUUUGUAAGUACAUGUAAAAAGUAAAUUUAACUAAAAAAAAAAAAAAAGGUAAAACCUAAAUUCCCAUCGUGUUUGUAUCUGAGGUUUUAAAUCUACCCACAUAAACCCAAUUGAAAUUGGCUUGGUUUGAAGUGAUUUUGAGUUGAUUUAGACACUAUUGAACUCCAUUGUUUUGGGGUAAUCGAUGUGGUGGUUUUAGCUAUGAUUUUAUUUGACCUAUCGCUUUAACUAAUAGUUGUUUUCUUCAGGUGGAGUCUGUCUUUGAGACCGUUGUGGAGGAGAAGGAAGAGGAGUCUACUCUGACAAGUGGGUUUUAUGCUAACAUCGUAAUCAAUUGACAUCUGAUCACCCCCUUUAGUCAUAAUCAUAGUAGAGGUGGGCGACUGCCAAAAAUCACCAUAGAUUGCCUGAAUUGAUGAGAGAACGAUAAGUUUAAAACAUUAAUGUGCACCGCUGUUUAAAAAAAAUGAUAUUUUAAAAUACUGCUACUAGUUUGAUUGUUGUAGCCAUCAAUUGUACCAUCAACAAUCACCCAUAUUAGCAAACUUAUUUAAUUUCAAGCUUCACAUUUCUCUAGUAUAGGCCACUUAUCGUAAUGAACGAUAUCAGCAAAAUGCCUGCGAUAAGUGGUUGGUGUCGAAAAUGUUCAGGUUAUUGUCUUAGAAUUAAGACAUGGAAGAGACUAUGAUUUAGAGCUUUCUCUUUUGACUUGUCAGAACUGGGUAAUACCAUUUCCAGCCUGUUUGGAGGGGCCACCUCGGAACCCAAUGCAAAUGUGACAGAAGCAGUUCAGGUAACCCUCUACUAAAUUACCAUCCUAAUGUAACAUGCUCCAGAGUUCCUCCUUAAAACUAGUUCAUGGCUGUCUAACUCUCUCUGCCUCUCCCCUAUUGUCUCUGUAUCCAGGAUGAAGAAGAGGUUCAUCCGGAGGCUGGGAAGGAGCAGGAGGAGCAGGGCCAGAAGGAGGAGGCUGCUCCCCAGGAAGAGAAGCAGGAGCCUGGGGAGAAACAGCAGGAGGAGGAGGCCCCAACCCAGGAGAACACUGAGGGAGUGGACAGCAAGGCUGACCCUCAGGUAAGAGCUUGGCUCAGUUGGAUUCCACAUAAAUGCCUGGGACGUAGCUGGGCCUAGUUCCACAUUGUGGAAUGUUCAGAUGGAAAUAUGUAGAACAAAAAUUCCUCUGGCAUGUAGAAUAAGGAAUCUGGACAGCUCUAUUCAUGACAUUUCUAUCUGCAACAUUCCACAAUAUUUGCCUUCUGAACAUGGCCCUGGUUUGUUUAGCGCAGACUUGGGGUGUAUUCAGUGCUGUUGUGUUUAAUGAACGUUCCAAAAUGUUAAGUGUUGAAUGGAACAUUUGGUUACAGAAUGUUGUCAGUAAAGCAGAUAUGAGUGGUGUGUGUGUAUACUAACCUCACAUUAAUUAGUUUUAGCUCAUUCUCUGUUUGAAUUGGACAUUAAAUAACUGUCAUUUCCAGGUCGCAGUUGUAAAUGAGAACUUGUUCUCAACUGGCUUACCUGGUUAAAUAAAGGUUAAAAAUAAACGAUGUAAAUGAGGCUCUCUUGAAUAAACAAGUUUCCAUGAACUAUUAAAAAAUGAUCUUUCUCCGAGCAGGAUGAAAAGGAGGGAGCCAAAUCCGGAGAAGAGGAGAAAACGACAGAGGAAGCAGCAGAGGAAGCGGCAAAGACUGAGGCAGAGGAGAAAGCCAAGCCUCAGAAGAAAACCAAGAUCUCUGAGGACGUCGCAGUGGAGCUCCAAGUGAACGACAUCCUUAACCCUAGCUUGGAAGCCAUCACCUCCUCAAACAAGAAGUAUGUCGCUCUAUCUUUCCUUCUGACAUUUUAGACGGGUUCAAAUGUGCAGGGUGGGGUAGCUGAAAUGAUUUUUCAAGCUAUAAUAAUGAUGAUAUUGAUGUAGCAUCGUGACUUGUCAAACACCUAGCGACUUCAGAGGUUUUGAAUCUCGGUGUAAUGGCUAAGUUGUUUGACAGACGCGUAGACCCAGGUUUGAAUCCCGGCAACCUCCAAAUUCGCUGCAAUAAUAAUGUUUUUGUUUUCUUCCUUUCAGGCUCCAAGACCUAACUGAUCGAGACCUGGAGAAACAGGAGAGGGAGAAGACCCUAAACAGUCUUGAGGCAUUCAUUUUUGAGACCCAGGUUAGAACAGCACCCUUACAGUACAACACCAGUAUAUUCUCUGUCUGGCUCUCUCGCUCUGGCUCUCUCUUUCUCUCACACAGGUUUAUAAAGCCUACCCCCCCCCCCCCCCCCCCUUAUUCUCUCCCCCUCCCCUUAUUAUCUCCCCCCUCCAUUAGGACAAGAUGUACCAGGAGGAGUACCAGGCGGUGGUGUCGGAGGAAGAGAAAGAAGCCAUCACAGCCAAGCUGAGUGAGGCGUCGGCCUGGAUGGACGAGGAUGGCUACACUGCGGCCACCAAGGAGUUGCGGGAGAAGCUGCAGGAGCUCCGGAAGCUGUGCAAGGCCAUGUUCUUCCGUGUGGAGGAGCGCAGGAAGUUGCCUGACCACCUGGCCGCCCUGGAGAGCAUGCUCAACCACUCCAGCUUCUUCCUCAGGUGGGUCACAGCAGCUCCCUUAGAGAUCUAGGAUCGGCUUCCCCAAUCAUAACCUUAACAAUUAGUGGUGACAAUGGAAAAACUGACCAAAGAUCUAUUAUUUAUUUACCCUUAUUUUUACCAGGUUAGUUGCCUGAGAACAUAUUCUCUUUUACAGCAUGACCUGGGGAAGAGUUACAGGGGGGAGGAGAGGGGAUGAAUGAGCCAAUUGGAAGCUGGGGAUGAUUAGGUGGCCAUAAUGGUAUGAGGGCCAGAUUGGGAAUUUGGGAUCUCCUUCCUUAGACCAGAGGGAAGAGUGCCCCCUACUGGCCCUCUAACACCACUUUCGGCAGCAUCUGGUUUCCCAUCCAGCGACCGACCAGGACUGACCCUGCUUAGCUUCAGAGUUUAACAAAUGCAUCCAUUUGACAUGGGUCUUCUGUGGUUUUUCCUUAAGGAGCGCCAAACUCAUACCAGAAGACGACCAAAUCUUCACUGACGUGGAGCUGAAGACAUUGGAAAAAGUCAUCAACGAGACCACUGUAUGUAGUUAUGUUUCGUAAACUCCUAUUUGUUUUAGUCAUCGCAUUUGUCAAUGAUAUUAUUUUGAUCUACCAUUAUUACCUCAGGAAUUUGGAAUUACACCAUUUUUAGAUGACAUUGUUCAAAACAAUCUAUAUGGAAGUGUUUCACUUUGAGUGCCCUCGUUGUCCAUCGUUUGUCGUCAAUGUGGACCAAAGAAAAAUCAUAACCUUUUAUCAUUUUUUGUUUUAUUUUAACCGCCAACACCUCACCCGCCUCUCCUCCACAGACGUGGAAGAACACCACAGUAGCUGAGCAGGAGAAACGUUCUCCCACGGAGCGGCCCUUGCUGCUGUCCAAAGACAUCGAGUCCAAGCUGUCUUUGCUGGACCGCGAGGUCAACUACUUGCUGAACAAGGCCAAGUUUGCCAAGCCCAAGGCCAAGCCCAAGGCCAAGAACAACAGUACCACCUCAGAGAGCAGCAGCAAGGCCAACAGCAGCAACACAGAGGAGAAAGUCAUACUUCCCAAGGAGGAGACCAAAGACGAAGGUGGGAGAGAGGGGGGAAAACCAACACAUUUCUGUUAUGGUACAUGUGCUUCAUAUAAAGGGGUCAUGUUCAGUAGGGCACACAGUAGCAAAACAUUUUAAAACUAAUUUAAGUGUAUGGACUGUUUAUUGGACAUAUCCAGGUAGUCCCUCCCUGUUUUAGUAAAUGUUCUUCCGUUUGUUACGUAAUGAAGGGGGUUCCUCAGCAAUGAUGAUCUGUAAUGAAUGUGUCAUUGGCAAAGGAAGUGCUUUUGCAGACUAGUUCACAUGACGUGUGAUAUCUUGUCAAUGAUCCCUUUUAGACAACAAUGUAAUCACAGUCCCCUCUUUUCAUUGGUGGCAUUUGUUUUCAUUCAACAGAAGGCACUGAGGAGGUGCAGCCAGAGGAACCUCCCAUCAAAGAGCCCACUGGACAUAACACUGACUCACCCAGCCAAUCACAGCCUACAGAUAAAACUGCAAGUGCAGGUACGUCUGUCAUAGCAAGAGCGUCUGCCAUGGCAACUACCUUUUUGCGUGUGCAAAUUGGUACCCAGUUGCCUUACAAUUUCUCGCUACAUAAGUGGGCAUCUGACGGAAAGGAAUAGAAUUGGGCAUUCCAUUCAAGGUGGAGCAACUGUCUGCAUCUAUGAAAAGGAAGUGCUUUGUUCAGUCUUUUCCUUUUGUCUUUAUUUUGGUUUUAUACCAAGUCAUAUUUGUAAUACUGUGCUGCUAUAUAUAUAUUUGAGUAUAAUAUUGUAUUCCUCCUCCCAAUUUUCAGAACCAACAGAGAAAAACCAGUCAGAAAACCACAUAGGGGAUGAGUUAUAACAGCUGGAACUGAAGAGAUCUCAUUUGUAUUUAUUGACAAUGUUUAAUUGUUCACGUUCCCACAAUUUAUUUAUUUAUAUAAAUAUAAAAAAAACUAUUUUGUUGCUUUGGUUUUGUUUUUCCAGCCUUUUUUAUUUUGAAAACCGGAAAGUCAUUGGAUCAGCUCAGACACCUUGAACUGUCUUAUUCCCUCCUCCCCCUCCUUUCUCACUUUCUGUUCAUCUUCAUCCCCCUUGGCCGCCAUACAUCUUUGGAGACCAAAGACAAAGGUGGGAGAGAGGGGGAAAAACGCAACACAUUUCUGGCCAUGUCUAGACUUGACAGUUCAUGCAUCUUUAGUAUUCUGAUCAUAGAGUUCUGAUCAUGGAAUUCCGAACGCGUCAUACGUCUACACAUACAUUUUAAAUGUGUCCACAGUGUGUCCGGAUUCCCUGUUUCCGCAUUAUAUUCAAAUGCCAGUAUGCAUUCUACAAACGGUGGAAUAGGCUAAAUAUGAUAACACAACAACUGAUGGCAGUACCUAACUACUAUAGCUAACUAGCCAGCAAGCUACCAAGCCACGCUAAAAGGAUUUCAAAACGGGUUAGCAUAACUCUAGCUAAACAAAAAAUAGUUGUUCUAAAUAUUAGCUAGCUGGCUAGCAUUUGAGGCCAGCGAAGAAGUUCUUCACACGCUAGGAACUUAUUUCCUUCGUUAUAAUGAAAAGUGCCCCUCGGUCCCAAAACAAGUUUUCUGGAGACUUGUGGGAGGAGUGCUGAUGACGUCGCCCACUAUAUGUGCUUUAGGUAGGUAGCCUGAUUUGAGUCCAGACUGAGGAGAAAUCCGCAAACGAUGCAAAUCUGACCACCACCUGAAGUGGUCAGCCAGAUCUGAACACAAUCAGACCACAAAGCGACUUUUGUGCAUCUAAACCCAACUUUUCAAUGUGAUCUUCGUAUACUGAUAAAGUCGCAUGUAAGUGUAGAAACGCCAAAGUUAUGGUACAUGUGAUAUAUAUAUAUUUUCACUCACUCACUACCAGUCAAAAGUUUUAGAACACCUACUCAUUCAAGGGUUUUUCUUUUAUUUUGACUUUUCUACAUUGUAGAAUAAUAGUGAAGAUAUAAACUAUUAAAUAACACAUAUGGAAUCACGUAGUAACCAAAAAUGUGUUAAACAUAAAAAAUAUUUUGAUUUAUUUGAGAUUCUUCAAAUAGCUACCCUUUGCCUUGAUGACAGCUUUGCACACUCUUGGCAUUCUCUUAACCAGCUUCACCUGGAAUUAUUUUCCAACGGUCUUGAAGGAGUUCCCACAUAUGCUGAGCACUAGUUGGCUGCUUUUACUUCACUCUGCGGUCCGACUCAUCCCAAACCAUCUCAAUUGGGUUGAGGUCGGGGGAUUGUGGAGGCCAGGUCAUCUGAUGCAGCACUCCAUCACACUCCUUCUUGGUAAAAUAGCCCUUACACAGCCUGGAGUUGUGUUGGAUCAUUGUCCUGUUGAAAAACAAAUGAUAGUCCCAUUAAGCCCAAACCAGAUGGGAUGGCGUAUCGCUGAAGAAUGCUGUGGUAGCCAUGCUGGUUAAGUGUGCCUUGAAUUCUAAAUAAAUCACAGACCGUGUCACCAACAAAGCACCCCCACACCAUAACACCACCUCCAUGCUUCACGGUGGGAACCACACAUGCGGAGAUCAUCCGUUCACCUACUCUGCGUCUUACAAAGACGCAGCGGUUGGAACCAAAAAUCUCAAAUUUGGACUCUAGACCAAAGGACACAUUUCCACUGGUCUAAUGUAUGAAAAUGUAUGCACUCACUAACUGUAAGUCGCUCUGGAUAAGAGCGUCUGAUAAAUCACUUAAAUGUAAUGUCCAUUGCUCGUGUUUCUUGGCCCAAGCAAAGUCUCUUCUUCUUAUCGGUGUCCUUUUGUAGUGGUUUCUUUGCAGCAAUUCGACCAUGAAGGCCUGAUUCACACAGUCUCCUCUGAACAGUUGAUGUUGAGAUGUGUCUGUUACUUGAACUCUGUGAAGCAUUUAUUUGGGCUGCAAUUUCUGAGGCUGAUAACUCUAAUUAACUUAUCCUCUGCAGCAGAGGUAACUCUGGGUCUUCCUUUCCUGUGGGGGUCCUCAUGAGAGCCAGUUUCAUCAUAGUGCUUUAUGGUUUUUGCGACUGCACUUGAAGAAAUGUUCAAAGUUCUUAAUUUUCCAGAUUGACUGACCUUCAUGUCUUAAAGUAAUGAUGGACUGUCGUUUCUCUUUGCUUAUUUGAGCUGUUCUUGCCAUAAUAUGGACUCUGCCACUCAAGGACAUUCAGAGACUUGUCCCGAAGCCACUCCUGUGUUGUCUUGGCUGUGUGCUUAGGGUCGUUGUCCUGUUGGAAGAUGAACCUUCACCCCAGUCUGAGGUCCUGAGCACUCUGGAGCAGGUCUUCAUCAAGGAUCUUUCUGUACUUUACUCCGUUCAUAUUUCCCUCUAUCCUGACUAGUCUCCCAUCCCUGCUUCUGAAAAACAUCCCCACAGCAUGAUGCUGCCACCCAUGCUUCACCGUAGGGAUGGUGCCAGGUUUCCUCCAGAUGUGAUGCUUGGCAUUCAGGCCAAAGAGUUCAGUCUUGGUUUUAUCAGACCAGAGAAUCUUGUUUCUCAUGGUCAGAGUCCUUUUUAGGUGCCUUUUGGCAAACUCCAAGCGGGCUGUCGUGUGCCUUUUUACUGAGGAGUGAUUUCCGUCUGCACCUGAGCUCAAUUUUGAGUCUCAUAGCAAAGGGUCUGAAUACUUAUGUUAAUAAGGUAUUUCUGUUUGUUAUUUGUAAUACAUUUGCAAAAAUGUCUAAACCUGUUUUCGCUUUGUCAUUAUGGGGUAUUGUGUGUAGAUCGAUGGGGAAAAUAAUUUAAUUCAUUGUAAGGGAAGUCUAAUGUGGAUAUAGGGAAGAGGUCUGAAUACUUUCCGUGUGUGUGUGUGUGGUCAUGUUCAAUAAGGCACACCGUAGCAAAAUGUUAUGGAGCGUUUUAUUGGACAAAUCCAGGUAGUCCCGCCCUGUUUGUAAAAGUUAUUCCGUUUGGUACGUAAUGAAGGGGGUUCCUCAGCAAUGAUGUUCGUCUGUAAUGAAUGUGUAAUUUGCAAAGGAAGUGUUUUUGCAGACUUGUUCACAUGACGUGUGAUGAUUUUGUCAAUAAUCCCUUUUAGACACACAUUUUUAUCAUCAAUCACAGUCCCCUCUUUUCAUUGGUGGCAUUUGUUUUCAUUCAACAGAAGGCACUGAGGAGGUGCAGCCAGAGGAACCUCCCAUCAAAGAGCCCACUGGACAUAACACUGACUCACCCAGCCAAUCACAGCCUACAGAUAAAACUGCAAGUGCAGGUACGUCUGUCAUAGCAAGAGCGUCUGCCAUGGCAACUACCUUUUUGCGUGUGCAAAUUGGUACCCAGUUGCCUUACAAUUUAUCGCUACAUAAGUGGGCAUCUGACGGAAAGGAAUAUAAUUGGGCAUUCCAUUCAAGGUGGAGCAACUGUCUGCAUCUAUGAAAAGGAAGUGCUUUGUUCAGUCUUUUCCUUUUGUCUUUAAUUUGGUUUUAUACCAAGUCAUAUGUAAUACUGUGCUGCUAUAUAUACAGUGAGGGGAAAAAAGCAUUUGAUCCCCUGCUGAUUUUGUACUUUUGCCCACUGACAAAGACAUGAUCAGUCUAUAAUUUUAAUGUUCCGUUUAUUUGAACAGUGAGAGACAGAAUAACAACAAAAAAAUCCAGAAAAACGCAUGUAAAAAAAAUUAUUAUAAAUUGAUUUGCAUUUUAACUCUUCCGAGUCGGCGAACGCUUCGGCGCGUUCAAAUCGCGGGCCGGCUUUAGGACCGCGCAGCAUCCAAACCAAGUGACGCAGAGGGCUGCCGUCGAUUUCAUGCAGAAAUGGAGACCCGAAGCUACGUUUUGAGUGUUUGUUUCAUGUAAAUACACCAACUAAAACCAAAGUUAUGAUAAUUUCAAUUCCAUGAAAAAAGUGCGUCAAAAUAUGCGCUCUUUUAUGAGCGCUUUGCAUUUAUUAUAAUAACUUUGUCGUCUUUUGUGAUAAAAAGGAACGGAAAAAAAACGUGUGCUUGUGCUAACCCGGUUCUUCAGGAUGCACACGAGUAUAUAAACAUUCAUUCCCAUGACAACUAGCCAUUGCGAAAGAACGAACGAGAGGAAUUAGUUCAGUUCAUGAGUAGUUUUGGAGAGUUUUUUCACGAGUUAGUAUUUCAAUUGUUAGUAUUUCAAGAGUUUUAUUGUCAGCAGUAUCGUUUUUGUGAAGCAAUAUGAGGCGCACACUUCACGUUGAACAAGCCGUCGACUUGUUAUUCCAAAUGAGCGAUGAAGAAACUUUGGAAAGUUCGUCGUCAGACAAUGAGAGUGGCCAGGAUGACUUCGAGGACCCUGAUUUUGUUGCUGAAAACGUGAGGUAAGAAGACAAACAUUUUUCUAAAAUGAAUUUGUUUUAUUGCUUUCGUUUAUCUUACUAUAGUAUUCUAUUCUACUUCACUGUAGUGCAAAUGCCAAUGAACAUCUUGAACUUUGAAUAAUCUUGAAUCCGUUUACCUGUUUUGUAUAGUGACGACGACGACGACGAGCAGCCUGGGCCAUCAACAGCCCCCACCCCCACAACAAGCCGACGGAGGCCAUCACAGAGGGGGCGUGGAAGGAAGGAUCAGGCCAAGACCAGGUCAAGAUCUCCAGCCCAGUCAGCAGCACAGCCAGAACAGAGCUCUGAGCCAUGGAAAACAGAGACUGAUCCUGACACUGCCCCACAAGCCAGUAGGUUCAUGCCCCGCAGACCACCAGGAGCCCAGGUGGAUUUGCAUUCAGGGCACACACCAAAGGACCUCUUCCUGCUCUACUUCGCCGCAGAUACAAUGAGGACAAUCUGCAGAAACACCAACAAACAGGCAGCAAGAAAUCAGCAGAAGGGGAGCAAAUAUCAGUGGACUGACGUUGAUGUGGAGGAACUGCACAGAUUUCUGGGUCUCCUCAUCUACACCUCAUUGGUGACUCUGCCUAGUAUCCAGGACUACUGGAAACAAAGCCACAUAUUGUCUGUUUCAUUGCCAGCGAAGGUCAUGCCAAGAGACAUAUUCCGGUCCAUCUCAUGGAACAUCCACCUAAGUGAUCCAGAGGAGGAUGUCAUAAAUGACCAGCGCAAAGGUACACCCCAGCAUGACAAACUGUUCAGGGUCAAACCUCUGAUGGACGACAUUCGCACUGCCUGCCAGGCUCAUUACCAUCCUAAGAAGGAACUGUCAGUCGACGAGAGGAUGGUGGCUACAAAAGCCAAAACUGGCAUGACCCAGUACAUGAAGGACAAGCCUAACAAAUGGGGGAUCAAGCUCUUUGUGUUGGCAGAGUCUAACAAUGGCUACACUCUAAACUUCAACGUGUAUGUUGGGAAAGCACACACACCCAGCGUGCAUGGACUUUCAUAUGAUGCUGUUAUGGACCUCAUUCAGCCAUCACAUCUUGGUACAGGAUACCAUAUUUAUAUGGACAAUUUCUACACCAGCCCAAAACUGUUCCUGAGUUUGGGAAGUAUGAAGUUUGGAGCCUGUGGGACCUACAGAAGCAACAGAAAAGGGUGUCCUAGUGGCAGAGAAAAUGCCCUCACCAGCAAAUCGAAGAGGGGGUCUGUGAGAUGGAUCAGAGAGGAUCGCCUGGUCUUUGUGAAGUGGAUGGAUACGCGGGAGGUGUCGGUGUGCUCCACAAUCCACCCAGCGUUUUCGGGCGAGACAAUCAAGAGGAAGGUGAAGGAAGGACCUGGACGCUGGGUAGCAAAAGACAUUCCCUGCCCUACCCCCAUCAUGGCCUACAAUAAGUACAUGGGAGGGGUUGACCUGUCAGACCAGCUUCUCCAGUAUUACUCAACCCAUCGCAGAACUGCUCGCUGGUACCGUACCCUCUUCCUGCAUUUUUUGGACAUGGGAACAACAAAUGCAUACAUCCUGCACUGUGACAUCAGUGCGACCCAACAGGUCACACCCAUGACGCACAAGAACUUUGUGGCAGAACUUGUGGCCCAGCUGUGCGGAGUGACCCAGACAGGGGUUCCACUUCAAAAAAGCACCAGCCAUGUUCCUGUGGCCAUUGCCAAUGUUGCAGAGGCCAAAGACAAAGCCACAGCAGGCCGCAGGGUUUGUCAACGCUGUAAACAAGUUGACAAGAAGAGGUUUGUCACACCAUGGAAGUGCAAGGCCUGUGAUGUGGCUCUCUGUGUCAUUGUGGACAGGAACUGUUUUGAAGAGUGGCACAAAUAGGGUAAAGGCCAGUGGCUAUACCUACUUUUUUUGUAAAUAGUUGUGUAUUGCUUGUAUAUAUCUCAAGAAUACUUUUAUAUGUUCAUAUUUGCACUUUGUGGUUCAAUUUGAAGCUUUUUUUUUCAUUUUGGACAGAAAACUGUUUUGAGGAGUGGCACAAAAAGGUUUAGGGUUAGAAUAGAAGAAAAACGCCAGUGGUUAUACCUACUUUUUAUUGUAAAUAGUUAUUUUAUUGCUUGUAUAUAUCACCAAAAUACUUUUAUAUGUUCAUAUUUGCACUUGUGGUUCAAUUUGAAGCUUUUUAAAUGCUUGGUUCACCAUGUUUGAGGGUUUUACAAUAAAAAAACCAUCUUUUUUCUAAACGGACUUUGUGUUUUCUGUGUGUGUUUGGGUCCAGUGUGUUGAAAUAGUAUGUCAAAGUGAAAAACUUACUAACAGAUCAUAUAGGUGAGGUUGUGCUGAAAAAAAAGAUACCCAACAUUGGUCUGGUAAACAUUUCUUUAUGUAGUAUAUCAGGGCAAAAUUGAAGGUACCCAAAAACGGCCAAAAAAGCUCCAGACUCCGAAGAGUUAAUGAGGGAAAUAAGUAUUUGACCCCUCUGCAAAACAUGACUUAGUACUUUGUGGCAAAACCCUUGUAGGCAAUCACAGAGGUCAGACGUUUCUUGUAGUUGGCCACCUGGUUUGCACACAUCUCAGGAGGGAUUUUGCCCCACUCCUCUUUGCAGAUCUUCUCCAAGUCAUUAAGGUUUCGAGGCUGACGUUUGGCAACUCGAACCUUCAGCUCCCUCCACAUAUUUUCUAUGGGAUUAAGGUCUGGAGACUGGCUAGGCCACUCCAGGACCUUAAUGUGCUUCUUCUUGAGCCACUCCUUUGUUGACUUGGCCGUGUGUUUUGGGUCAUUGUCAUGCUGAAAUACCCAUCCACGACCCAUUUUCAAUGCCCUGGCUGAGGGAAGGAGGUUCUCACCCAAGAUUUGACGGUACAUGGCCCCGUCCAUCGUCCCUUUGACGCGGUGAAGUUGUCCUGUCCCCUUAGCAGAAAAACACCCCCAAAGCAUAAUGUUUCCACCUCCAUGUUUGACGGUGGGGAUGGUGUUCUUGGGGUCAUAGGCAGCAUUCCUCCUCCUCCAAACACGGCGAAUUGAGUUGAUGCCAAAGAGAUCGAUUUUGGUCUCAUCUGACCACAACACUUUCACCCAGUUCUCCUCUGAAUCAUUCAGAUGUUCAUUGGCAAACCUCAGACGGGCCUGUAUAUGUGCUUUCUUGAGCAGGGGGACCUUGCGGGCGCUGCAGGAUUUCAGUCCUUCACGGCGUAGUGUGUUACCAAUUGUUUUCUUGGUGACUAUGGUCCCAGCUGCCUUGAGAUCAUUGACAAGAUCCUCCCGUGUAGUUCUGGGCUGAUUCCUCACCGUUCUCAUGAUCAUUGCAACUCCACGAGGUGAGAUCUUAAAUGGAGCCCCAGGCCGAGGGAGAUUGACAGUUAUUUUGUGUUUCUUCCAUUUGCGAAUAAUCGCACCAACUGUUGUCACCUUCUCACCAAGCUGCUUGGCGAUGGUCUUGUAGCCCAUUCCAGCCUUGUGUAGGUCUACAAUCUUGUCCCUGACAUCCUUGGAGAGCUCUUUGGUCUUGGCCAUGGUGGAGAGUUUGGAAUCUGAUUGAUUGAUUGCUUCUGUGGACAGGUGUCUUUUUAUACAGGUAACAAGCUGAGAUUAGGAGCACUCCCUUUAAGAGUGGGCUCCUAAUCUCAGCUCGUUACCUGUAUAAAAGACACCUGGGAGCCAGAAAUCUUUCUGAUUGAGAGGGGGUCAAAUACUUAUUUCCCUCAUUAAAGUGCAAAUCAAUUUAUAACAUUUUUGACAUGCGUUUCUCUGGAUUUUUUUGUUAUUUUGUCGCUCACUGUUCAAAUAAACCUACCAUUAAAAUUAUAGACUGAUCAUUUCUUUGUCAGUGGGCAAACGUACAAAAUCAGCAGGGGAUCAAAUACUUUUUUCCCUCACUGUAUUUGAGUAUAAUAUUGUAUUCCUCCUCCCAAUUUUCAGAACCAACAGAGAAAAACCAGUCAGAAAACCACAUAGGGGAUGAGUUAUAACAGCUGGAACUGAAGAGAUCUCAUUUGUAUUUAUUGACAAUGUUUAACCGGAAAGUCAUUGGAUCAGCUCAGACACCCUGAACUAUCUUAUUCCCCCUCUCACUUUCUGUUCAUCUUCAUCCUUCUCGGCCGCCAAACAUCUUUCCCCCUCUUACUUUUACAUGGUGAGCAAGGAGCACUUACGAAGCCUGGAAUAUCCAUCGAAUGAACUGACCACAAGACUUCAAGUUUGUAUUCUACUAUCGUGCCCUAAAGGUUUAGGUAUACUUUCCUACAUGUAAACAACUUUAUUUUGACAACUGUAUGAUUGCCCUGCAUAGAACAGAACAAGUACCUGAUACAAAAUGUUUAGUUUUGGUAGGACUAAUUAUAACAGGACUCAAUGUUUCCACCACAGCACCACUGUCAAAAAUUGCAUCGUUCAUGGCAUUCUGUGAUCAGUAAGGGUUGUUGUGAUUUGUCCUCUCAAGCACAGUUAUCCUCAUCUCUUCUGUUUUCUCUACGCAAAUCUUGCUUUCAUUCAUUUUUUUGUGUGUGUGUGUGUGUGUGUGUGUGUGUGUGUGUGUGUGUGGAAAGAUAUCGAAGGGGCUGGAGCUAAUGGAUGCUCCUCUUGGGAAAUGGAAUGGGUUUUAGUUGUCUUUGAAUAUUGAAUUCCUCGGUUUAAUGCCUUGUAUUGUGGCUGAUUUAAAAUGCAUAAACAAUCCGUGAUGUGUGUAUACAAUAUG